This is a messenger RNA of Cryptococcus wingfieldii CBS 7118, 372 nucleotides long. Its product is annotated as DNA-directed RNA polymerase II subunit RPB9. The transcript has 5 exons. Gene Ontology annotation, biological process: maintenance of transcriptional fidelity during transcription elongation by RNA polymerase II; transcription-coupled nucleotide-excision repair; DNA-templated transcription. The record is from RefSeq and is a predicted model, not a curated record. Gene Ontology annotation, molecular function: DNA-directed RNA polymerase activity; zinc ion binding; nucleic acid binding. Gene Ontology annotation, cellular component: RNA polymerase II, core complex. NCBI's taxonomy places the organism in Eukaryota, Fungi, Basidiomycota, Tremellomycetes, Tremellales, Cryptococcaceae. Bases 1 to 372 code for a protein of 123 amino acids.
AUGCCCGCCCUCAAAUUCUGUGGUGAAUGCAACAACCUCCUCUAUCCCAAAUCCGACAACAACGCCAAAGUGUUGCUCUAUCAAUGUCGAAACUGCAACUACACUGAGAAUGCUACGAUCGAGCCGGGAAUGGCUGGAAGAGUAUACAAGCAUGAUCUGUUGACUGUUGCCAGAGAACAACCAGGAGAAACCAAAGACCUCGAUACAGACCCUGCUCUCCAACGGUCAUCCAUCGAAUGUCCUGCUUGCCAUCAUCACGGUGCCGUGUUCUACCAAGAUCAAGGGCGGCGAAUCACUACCAACAUGACCCUCUUCUACUCCUGUAUCAACUGCAAAAACCUCUUCAGGGAUCCCAACAUCAAGCAUCGUUAG